GGCCAAUGUAGCUUUCCUUGAGUAAACCGAUAAAGGACCGCUGUAGCAGUUUCGCUCAUAAAGCAGGGAGCAAAAUGUCGGGAGAGGUUUACCUGCUGUGGCUGCUGUCGCUGCUCCAGACGCUGUCGGCGUACGGAGCCGAGCUGUCGUCUGAGGCUUGCAGGGAGCUGGGAUUCUCCAGCAACCUCCUGUGCAGCUCCUGCGACCUGCUGGGGGAGUUCAGCCUGACCAAGCUCCAGCCCAUCUGCCGGCAGUGCUGCCAGCAGGAGGCUCAGAUGGAGACACGCAAGCUCUACGCUGGAGCCAUCCUGGAGGUGUGUGGAUGAAAAUUGGGGAGGUUCCCUCAAGUCCAGGCUUUUGUGAGGAGCGAGAAGCCGAAGAUGUUCAAAGGUCUUCAGAUCAAGUACGUCAGAGGCUCCGAUCCUAUCCUGAAGCUCCUGGACGAUAACGGGAACAUGGCUGAGGAGCUCAGCAUCACCAAGUGGAACACAGACAGCGUUGAAGAGUUUCUGAGCGAGAAGUUGGACCGAAUAUAGAGACGCACACAGAUUUAAUAAAAAAAAAAAUCCUUUUUUUUUAAUUUAGAAGCUAACGUUCCAUCAGAUUACAGCGACGAAUCAGAGCAGUGAGUAAAAUGUGGCUUUUGUUUCAGCAGAUUGUCUUUGUUUAGCUGUUUGUAUAAAACCUGGGCUUGAUGGCUGUUUGUUAAAUCAUUGGCCUCUAUGACUGUUUUUGUAUCUGAAUAUGAUCAGUUUGUCUCACAUAGAUUCUUUACAAAAAAAAAAAACCUAAACCA
This is a messenger RNA of Cyprinodon variegatus (sheepshead minnow), 796 nucleotides long. RefSeq names its product 15 kDa selenoprotein (gene selenof). Gene Ontology annotation, molecular function: oxidoreductase activity. The record is from RefSeq and is a predicted model, not a curated record. Gene Ontology annotation, cellular component: endoplasmic reticulum lumen. The transcript has 5 exons. Lineage: Eukaryota; Metazoa; Chordata; Actinopteri; Cyprinodontiformes; Cyprinodontidae.